CAAAUCUAAUGAGUAAAUCAAUAAAUAUGAGUAAAACAUCAUAUCAGUUUGAAAGUUCUUAGUAAAACUUUUAAUCCUAAAACAACCAAGGGAAAAUUGAGGUAAAAUUUAAUGAUUUUAUUUUUUAGGAGGAAUUCUAGUAAAUGGAAGGUUAUUUUCACAGUGACGGAGGGAAAAUUUAUGCUUAGUAACUUUAAAGUAAUGGUGGAGAGAUUAAGUAAAAAGUAAAAAUAGUCAUUAAUGUCAGUUCUUAAAUUCAAGUAAAAAUGAGCACGAAACAAUACAAUUCGGCUCCUCUCAAGAACAAAAUAGCUAAUCUGCUCUAACAAAUGGAAAUGUAUUACCAUAUUCAUAAUUAGAUUUCAUCAACGAGACAACAACAUGUGAAAGAAGAUCACGGGUAGAGUGAUGGGGGAAUGCAAGUCCAAAGUAAAUGCUAACUAAAUGCUCAAACAUCUUCUGUAAUAUAUAUCCUAAUUGUAGAGCGCCUAAUAGACAAGUUAUUAAACUCAAACUAUAGUAACAAAAACAAUCACAACAUCGUCACAUUAGAUAUCCAAGUCAUAAGAUUAAGAAUAAGUAUCAACAGUAUAAUAUAUUUAGUUUGAAAAUGCUGGAUUUGAAUUGAUGAGUGGCCAAGGUAACAUCGAAGGAGAAGCUAAUGGGAUUGCGUCAGAAGUAAAUCUAUAUCAUUAACUAUUUAGUCAUUGUAUAAAUAUGGUGGGUACAACCUCAAAGCUGAUCAUGCUUAGCUUGGGGGAGAGUUAAAGCUUAAUAAAUAUAAUUUUUCAGAUGCGUCUUUAAAGGUUAAUAUAAAUUUAUUAAUAUUAGGAUAAAUAAUUUAAGAGUUCAGCAGGUAAAAUUUAGAUGGCAUGCGAUAUCGCUAUGGCUGCUGCUCUAAGAAAAUAAGAAGAAUAAGCAUCUACAGGUGGAGCUAUAGCUAAUUGGGAAUUAUAAAUGAAAUCCAUGGCAGAAUUAAAGGCCUAAUAUUAAAUAUCAGCUAAAGUUUCAAUAUCAUAGCGAUCUCAUCUUUUGUAUGGCUAUGGCUUUCAAGGAAAAGAUGGCAAACCAUAACAAUGUGAGGAAGGAGAUUUGGAGAAAAAGAAAGAGCCUUUGAAUUUGGCUGUUUGUGAUGCUGAAUGCAUUGAAAAACCUAAGAAGAAACUAGAAGAGUUAGCAAGUGCUCCAUAGGAUCCGGAAGAGUUUAGUAAAAGCAAAUAUAUACCCAUUGUUCAAUCACCUGAUACAUAUUUUAAACCCAGAAGUGAAGAUUUUAUAAGAAUAAUCCCAAAAAGCCAAUAAUAAAUAGUCUAUCCAGUUAAUUCAGUUAGAAGCAUUAUUACACCACAAUUUGUAACUUGCGAAUAAGUUCAAGUACUUUUUAACUCAAAUUUUAGGUUGCUAAAUAAUCAAUUCGAACUAAAUGUUCAAGUGUUAGAUAGCCUGUCAUCAUCUAAGAAGAGACUGCACCUACAAUUCUACAAAGAACAUAUGGAGCUCCAAAUUCAGUAAGACAUUAGGAAUCCUUUUUUACAGUCUAAUCUGUAUAAUAACAGCUGGUGGCAGUCUAACCUUAGGUUAUCCAGUAAUAAGCUAUUAUCUAAGUUCAACCCUAACCUAUUAUUCAAUAAUAAGUGGUUUAAGUCUAAGAAAUACAACCAUUAUAAUAAGUUAUUAUGGUCCAACAAACUCAAAAUGCUGAAACAUAUUCAUAAUAGCAUAUUCAAAUCUAAUAACCUCAUUUAAUUGGUCAAACUGUAUAACUAAUUGGCCAAUAAACUUAAUUUGUAAAUACUUAAGCACUUUAGAUGACAACUUAAUAACCUUAACUAGUUGUCGCUUAACCCUAAUAAGUAGUAUCUGUUGCACAACAAGGAGUUUUAAUCUAAGGAAUAUAAUAAGAGAUCGUUCCUCAAGUGGCUGUACAAUAAUAAUAAAUCGUUUCACACAAACAAUUAGUAUAACAAGAUGCAAUUUCACCUAUCAGAUAAACCCAAAUUAUUUAAUAGCCAUAAGUAGUCUUGCAACCAUCGUCUUAAUAAUAAAUAAUGUUAGUCUCAAACUAGCCCUUAGUCUAAUAAUAAACUGCUUAAAUACAAUAAUCUGUUUAUUAAAUACAGCCCUAAUAGACUAUUUAAUAAAUUUAAUCAUUUCAAUAAGUAAAUACUUAUACUAAACUCUAGGUAACUUCACCUUUAAGAUAAUAACAUUUGGUUUUAUAAGCUUAAAUACCAUAAAGCUAUACGACAUAGCCAGUUGAAUUUUUGUAACCAAUCUAAUCCCCUAACACUAUUCCAAUCAGUUAACAGUAAUUUGGCUUUUAAUGUAUCCUCCAAAAAGUGUGA
Molecule: messenger RNA, 2345 nt
Organism: Paramecium octaurelia
Lineage: Eukaryota; Ciliophora; Oligohymenophorea; Peniculida; Parameciidae
Source: the annotation of a GenBank genome assembly